Adineta ricciae is the source of this 966-nucleotide messenger RNA. The record is from the annotation of a GenBank genome assembly. Lineage: Eukaryota; Metazoa; Rotifera; Eurotatoria; Adinetida; Adinetidae.
AUGCAUACAAACAGCAGUCAGAACGCUAAUUUAGCAGAUCGAUUAAAUCGACGACGCCAAAUACGCAUUGAAAAUGGUUUAGGCAAAAGUUCUGAAAGUUUAGAUAUUGCUAUAAUAAAGAAUAACUCAACAAUAUCACGGUCACCUGAACGAACGCCAAGCAAGCAAACAAAUCACUCAGUAACAUUAAGAUCAUCAGCAAUGGUAAAAAGGCAGGAGACAUUGCAGACGGAUGAUGUGAAUAAGAAACGAAAUCCUGAAAUAAUUGAGAAAAAAGUUCGCCCUACGCCUGCACUAGAACAAGCCAUUAAAAGUCACUCAAUGGAAGCAGUUCUUGAAAGAGAAAAACCAGUCCAAACAUUGAACACAAUGAAAAAACAAACAUCUUCGCUUGAUCAAAUAGUUCCAUCAGCUACUUCUAAUGAACCCAGCGAACGAACAGAGCCUGUACAGCAAGAAACUAUUCAACACAAUCUACCUCCAAUAAUUUCUCCUCGAAAGACCAAAUUACAUCAAUCAAACGAAUCAAUAAUUGAUAAAAGUUCAUAUUCUCAUCCCAAUAAAGAACCUUGUUUACCUAAACUACCACCUGUAAUCACUCCUCGAAGUUCUCACAUAUCGAAUCCAUUUCAAGCAAACAAUCGCGAACAUCUCAUUUCAGCCCGCAUCAAUGAUCUCUCGCAGUCAUCGCUAGAUUAUCCAGCAAGUGACGCACCAAAUACAACGGAGAGCGGUCAAAUCUCGUUUGAUUUUCUCUCGACAUCUUCUUUACCUAUGGCACGUUCAACAUCCGAACAAAUCGUAUCGAACAGUAAACAUCGCGUCGCAACAACCCACGCACGAUUCAUAAAACAGAAUUCUCUGGCACUUUCUUAUGUAUUUAGCAAGAACAUAAUUAACACUGAAUUUACCAGAGCAUCGUCACUCAAUUCAGAGCAAGUACAACACAAAACUGUUUGGGAUUGA